GUGAUUUCAUGUCACCUUGUUAAUUGUUAUUCUUUUAUUAAUCACAAUUAAAAAAUUACAAUUAAUGUCCAAUUAAAAGUGUCUCUUCAUCCUCCCAACUCUGAGUGCCAACAAUAGACCUGAUUGUGAAUCUCUUAUUAUGAGAUUAUUUCAAAUUCUGAGUUGUAUUUUUUUCGUCUCACCUUCAGAAUCAGUUAAUUGUUAAUUUAUCUUUUAAUUUUAUUUUCACCCAUCAAUCAAAUCAUUUUCAUGGUGAAUUCAAGUAAUCUUAUAUUAUGUGUUUUACCAUUUCUUCAAUUACAACUCUGAUUAUGUUUCCAUGAUUGUUUAAAUCACCAAUUGAUCAUGAGUUUCCUUUCAACCUAAUUGUUACUUCUAGAUGACAACAACAAACAAUUAAGUUUACUUGAUCAACUGUUUGAACAAAUUAAUAACUGCUAAGUUAAUUAACUUAAAACAAUCAAAUUGUGACCAAUUGCUGAAUCAAAAAUGAGAUGACAUUAAACUUGAUCCAACAACAAAAUAAUUAACUGUUUACUUAAUAAUUUCAAGAUCAUCUUCUUUUAAUUGUUGCUGAUUUCUCACUUACAAUUAAUUACAAUAAUCAACAAUGAAUUUCAUCAUUACCUGUUCAUUGAUUAGCAGUCUCAUCACUUUAAUCACAUCAGAAUUACCGGAAACAAUCAAAAUUGGAGCCAUUUUCAGUUCAGGAGAUGACAAUUUAGCGUUAGCAUUCAAACACGCAGUUUGGAUUAACAAUGUUGCUCUUCAAGGGUCAAAGAUUGAAGCUCAUAUUGAACAAGUUGACCUAAGCGACAGUCUAAGUGCCGUUAAUGCAGCUUGUCGUUUAUUAGAUUCCGGUGUUUGGGCAAUUGUUUAUCCCUAUUCGGGGGUCAAUUCCUGGAUAAUCAGAUCGCUAACUGACCGACUUGGUAUUCCCUUUAUUCACACUGGACCUAAUUACUCAUAUUCAGUUAAAUUGUUUGCCAAUCAACCGAUUACACCAAAUUAUUCAGUUUCACUUUAUCCUGAUCUUAGAAAAUUAAACAAAGCGAUUCUAGAUUAUGUCAUGGAUAAUACUGAAUGGAAAUCAUUUAGUUUAAUCUUUGAUUCCAAUGAAAAUUUAAUCAAGAUUAAAGAUGCCCUGGCGAUCACUACCUACGAGAAUAGUAAACUGAUCAAAGCUCGAGAAUAUAAGUUCGAUCAAUCAAAUCCACCCGAAGUUCUGUUCAAAAGUAUAAUGAAAAAUCGUGAUUCUAAUUUCAUCGUCAGUGUUAAUCAAGAUAAUUAUAAUUCUAUUUUGGAAAAGCUUAAAUCAUUUUCAUUACUUGAUUUUUAUUGCAGUUACAUGUUCAAUGAUUUGGAUUUACAAUUUUGGAAUCUAAGUGAUCCUGAAUUAAGUGCUUUCAAUGUAACGGGAUUUAGAUUGUACAAUGGUUUGGAUGAACGAACCAAAAUCCGUUUCAAUGCUCAGGAAUGGAAGACAGGCCAAUAUGAUGCUUCUUCGGACAGCGUUCAAUUAACGCUUAAUUUGGCUUUAAUUUAUGAUGCCGUUACGUUAUUUGCCCGAUCAUUAACUGGACUUUCACAAUUAACUGAUCAAAUUUUUGCUCCAUCGGUUUCUUGUGGUCUCAAUGAUACAUGGAUUUUGGGUAAAUCAUUAGUUAAUCAAAUGAAAAAGAUUGGGGUCAAUGGAUUAACUGGAUCAUUAACUUUCGAUGAUGAAGGUAAUCGAGAGAAAUUAAUUUUAUCGUUAAUCCGACUCAAGGAAGGCCAAUGGUCAGAGAUUGGUUCAUGGGAUUCAGAUUCAGGAAUAAAUAUAACAACUGAAGUUCAAGCUGAAGAAAAAAGUGCCAUCGAAUAUUUGAAAACAACUAAAUUGAAAUUAAUUGUUGUUGAGAAUAUUCCAUAUGUGAUGAAGAAACCAGAUUAUGCAAAUAUGACCGGCGAUGAAUUUGAUAAAUAUGAAGGAUUUUGUAUUGAUUUGUUGAGACAAAUACAAGAAUCAUUGUCCAUCUCUGGUUACGAUUUGACCAUUUACACGGGUAAAGGUUAUGGAAGUCGAAACAAAAAGAACGGAACUUGGACUGGAUUGAUUGGUGAAAUGUUGGACAAGAAUCACGAUUUAGCGACAACCGAUCUGACCAUUACCCAUGAACGGCAAACUGGAGUGGACUUUACGAUUCCCUUCAUCACUUUGGGCAUUUCGAUCUUACAUAGUAAACCUAAAGCUGCAGCUUUGAACCUUUGGGCUUUUCUUGACCCUUUUUCACUUGAGGUUUGGUUAUACACGGCGACCGCUUUUAUCGGUGUGAGUUUGCUCAUGUACAUUGUAGCUCGAAUUAGUCCCUACGAAUGGCUUAAUGAUCAUCCAUGUGACGAAGAACCGGAAGAGUUGACCAACACUUUUUCAAUUGGAAACUGUUUGUGGUUCAGUUUGGGAUCUAUUAUGCAACAAGGUUCAGAUUUAGGUCCAAAAUCGAUCUCAACACGAUUAGUGGCCUCAGCAUGGUCAUUUUUCACCUUAAUUAUGGUCUCAUCUUACACCGCUAAUUUAGCCGCUUUCCUGACAGUGGCCAAAAUGGACGUACCAAUUGAAAACGCUGAGGAUCUCGCGAUGCAAUCAAAAGUAGGCUAUGGAUGUUUAAAAUCAGGAUCAACUCGAAAAUUUUUCCAGAAUUCGGAUUAUACGACGUACCAACGAAUGUAUUCCUCCAUGGAAUCGGCUGAACCUCCAGUUUAUACGGAAACAAAUUCUGAUGGAGUUCGAAGAGUCCUAAAAGGAAACUACGCUUUUCUUAUGGAAUCACUAUCGAUAACAUACAAUGUCAAUCGCUAUUGCAAUUUAACACAAGUUGGUGAUCUGUUAGAUCAAAAAGGUUACGGAAUAGCCAUGAGACCUGGAUCACCAUUUAGAACAAUUUUCUCGAAUGAGAUUCUUCGGCUUCAAGAGCAAGGUCGAAUCGAUGAGCUUAAAAGAACUUGGUUCGAAGAUUAUCCAAAUGAGAUUCGAGCUCUUGAAAAUCCAUUGGAAGCUGAAUGUCCACCUGAAGUUCUUGAUUCAGAAACAACAAGUGCUCUUGAUGUCGCAAAUGUGGGUGGUGUUUUCAUCGUUCUAGUUUGUGGUCUAAUCAUUGGCGUUAUUUUUGUAGUGAUUGAGUUCAUCUGGAAAGCUAAGAAAGUUUCUCGUCAUGAAAGGGAACACACGUUCAGAAUGAUGAUCAACACUCUUUGGGACAUUUGUAAGGGCAGAAACACAACGGUCAAUGAAUUUCGUAAAAAAUCAACUUCCGAUGGGACACAAAGUAUUAGCACGGAAAAUGGUUCACGAGGAAAUCGAGUUAACAAUAUAAGUCGCCAAGUGUCCAAAGUUGAGAGUAACAAAUUAAUCUAAUCCUUUACAUGUAAUCCAUAUAGUAGAUUAACAGAUAUUAAUAGUUUGGUGGUAAGAAAAAUGAAUAAUUAAUUUCUGACAGUUUGAGAUUGAUUUGUCAUCUUAUUACAGAUUAUUAUCUUUUGUCCUCAUCAUAUUUCAUCAGCGACGAUGAAUUCAUGUUCACUUGUCAAUCUCAUCAACACAAUGAAAAUAUCAAAUCUCAUUGAAUGUUAUCACUGUCAAAUAAAACUAAUGAUUUAAAUUGUA
Panonychus citri (citrus red mite) is the source of this 3643-nucleotide messenger RNA. Its product is annotated as glutamate receptor ionotropic, kainate 2-like. The transcript has 14 exons. The record is from RefSeq and is a predicted model, not a curated record. Bases 611 to 3394 code for a protein of 927 amino acids. Gene Ontology annotation, molecular function: glutamate-gated receptor activity; transmitter-gated monoatomic ion channel activity involved in regulation of postsynaptic membrane potential. Gene Ontology annotation, biological process: modulation of chemical synaptic transmission; monoatomic ion transport; synaptic transmission, glutamatergic. Gene Ontology annotation, cellular component: postsynaptic membrane; plasma membrane. NCBI's taxonomy places the organism in Eukaryota, Metazoa, Arthropoda, Arachnida, Trombidiformes, Tetranychidae.